UGAAAAAAUUCAGUUCGGCAAUGUCAAACGUGCAUCUGAAUGACAUGACUUGAAGAUCAAAUAUUCGAAAUUUGUCUCGCCAAUUUCAUUAAUUGCAAACUAAUUGAAAAUGAGACAACAUUUUGUGUUUAUAAGGUUCAAUUUGGAAUAUUGACCUUGGCUAAAAAUAUCGUAAUGUAAACGAUUUCCAACAAAGACGAAAAUAUUUGGUAUGAAAUCAUUUCUUGAGAAAUGAAACAAUGGGCAAUAAUUCCAUCCAAACAAAACGUUACCCGUUUGCAGUAUACGGAAUUGAAUUCAGUGUGUUUGGUCGUUGUAAAAAAAAGAGUUUUCUAGCGUCGACACACAUUUGCCUUAAAUUAACUCAUUAAUUGAACUAAAACGAAUUUCACCAAAUUUGUCUGUGAACGAGUUUAAAUGAUGAAAAACGUAUAAAUGAAAUAAGCAAAAAAAAUGCUGCACGGUUUGUGAGAUGCUGAGCGGAAAUGUUUUAUAGGUUUUUGAUUUAGUUUGAUGGUUUUGUGCCAUUCUAAAUUGCUUUCGCUGUAGGUUUAACCAAUUUAUGAAUUCGAACAACGACGAUCCAGGAUCGAUUUAUUUUAAUAAAUAUGCGACACGGGCAUAAAUCAGUAGACGAUGCAAAAAUGAAUGGCUUCAAUAAAAACACAUUAAAUCCAUAGAUUUUUUUCUGUGUUCACAGCUCUAUAUAGCAUAACUAUGUCAUAAUUCACUGUGAUCCCUUCAUUUCGAACCGAAGUCGACGCAUGUACACCAAUAUUUCCUGAAUGAAUGAGUUUGUCAACGUUGCAUGUUGUUCACUCUUUUUUUUGCUGUUGUUAAACGAAGGUUCAAUCAACCGGUGAUAAUUUGGUAUUGUUUUAUGAGAAAAAACAAUAACAAACGCAGAGAUCUUUCGAUUUCGAUCUAUCUAUUUUACCGAGAUCAAUAUCAACGAAAUCGACUCGGAUGAGCCAACCAUCGAAAUUUAAAUUGAGAUGAGAUGAGCGACUAGAAGAGUGAAAAAAAAUAUCGCACACGCAUACAAAUUCGUUAGAUUGAUCGUGAAACAAUGAACAAGCCUACACCAAUAAAAUAAUUCGCAAAAUAUCAUCAUUGCCAUUAAAGGCAGUGCCAAUCAAAUGAAACUAUAAAAGACACAGCCAGACCCACCGAUCGUCUUAGUUGGAUUUUGGUUUGCGAAAACUUAAUAGUCGCACACAAUUCAGUUUGUUUUGCUUUGGAAUUUCAAAAUUUUGUUCAGAUAUUUUUUGUUGUGCAAGUGGAAUUCAAAGUGAUUUUUAUUCGCAAUAAAAUGUCAUUUCUUGGAGCUGGAAAUACGUCGGAUGUCGAGCAAGACAAAGGAUUAUCGGAUUAUCGUUUGAGUCGGAGCAACAAUAACCUGGGUCCAAAGCCAACCACGUCAAAAUUUGCCGAUGUUUUGUGGAAUAACAAAAACGAUGAUUCCGAUUCGGAAAUCAGCGAUUCGGGCAAUUUUUUGGCCAAAGGUGCAUUUUUGAUAACUCCAUCACAUGAGUUGUCGUUGGAACGUGCUGCGAUGAUUUGUGAAAAGAUGAAUUUCAAGGGCUGUUUUAGUUUGACGAAAACAGCAACUGGAAUUCUGUUCAAAUUUUCACAUCCAGAGGAUUAUCAAGCCGUUUACAAGAAGGGUUUUCAUAAAGUGACUAAUGCCCGAUUCUAUCGCAAAAUCCCAGUGCCCUGUCGCCCGCAAAAAACGUUUACCUUAUUCGUUUUUGACGUUCCCGAAGAUAUACCGAUCGAAGAUGUGCGACACUCGCUCUACCGUUUCAAUUCCGUGGUCGAAGUGGUACGUUUGAUUUUGCAUCCACAGAAUGAGCCAGUAGCACCCGCUCCCACAGUUGCUAAAGAACGUGAAGAGGAAGCAAAUCAACGGGAAUUUCCACCAUCACCCAUCCGAAUUACAUUGGCUUCGCUAGACGAAUACAACAUUCUCCUGCAAAAUGGACUGGACUUUUAUGGUGCAACAUUCUUCCCAACCGAAGCUAAUUUAGAGCUAACCGGUCCAGUUCGUAUUGCCACCAAAAAAGGAAGUCGAAUGAUCGACGGAACAUUACCGGGUCGCGUUCGCGAAUUGCUGCCAGUGUUCGAUGCAACGGGUUUCUGCAAAAUUCCACCACCAGCCAGCAAAACAAUCAAGCCACGCCCAUAAGCACACACGAUGACAACAACGGCAACGAUAAAUUAUGACGAUGACGACGACGACGACGACGCAAUUAUCAUAACCAAAUUCCAGCAGUCUAACGAAUCAUUCAACAAUACGUCUUUGAGUCAUUUUUCGUUUUGGGAGAAACAAUCGAAACACAAAAACCAUUUUUUUUUUCUCUUUUUUUGUCGUUCGUUUUUUCGCUUUGUCUUGAUCUUCUCACAGCAAAGAGAACAAAAACAAAUUUAAUUCAAUUUAAAUGUGCGACAAUUUUCUAGUUCAUUAAUUCGCACGGCAUAUUUACUACGUUUGUAUCUUUUUAUUCAGAUUUAUUCGAUUUUUUUUUCGUUCGUUCUUUUUGUCUCUUUUUAGCCUAACAAUAACGAUGCCAAUAACAUUUUUUUUGAUGAUCUAUUAAAUGACAUUGUAUAACCGAAAUCAUUUCUUUGUGUUUGCUUUUUCUGGCAUCUGCAUUCCGUCUUGAAUUAGGUCUUUGGUUUACUAAACCAUAAGCCAGCACCGUUUUCAACUGACUUUUUUCUGCUUAUUUCGAAUAGAAAAUUCUGAAACGGUUCACCUUGGAAUAUAAUUGGUCUCAUCGCAAUGAUAUAAAAUUAUAGAAGAAAUUGAUCAAUAUGUUGACAUCAACUCACUCUCUUUCGUUCCAAUAUAUCCAGUGGAUUUAAUUUUGAUGAAAAGAAAAAAAAACUACUUGCACUUUUAAAUCAAGUCAAGUUAAAGCGCGAAACAUGGCUGCAAAAUAUUGAUCUGUCAACACGAACAUGUGGUUGAUACGACGGUCAGUAGUCGCACUCUGUCAACAGAUUUUUGUAUAGGGAUUGCAUUCACACACAAAAACAUUCUCCGAGCACAAGCAUUGUGCUGAAACAAAUAAAUCGGCCGACAGUUCACAAUACAGUCUAAAAACAACAAACUUACGGAUAUUUUCUCUUAGCGUUUUUGUUCAAGUUUAAUUCGCCAAUCAAUCGAAAAAGAAAACCUGCAAAUUGCAAAUGUUGUUAUCAUGGCCGAGAUAAAAGUGAUUGCAAAAAAAUUCAAACAAGACGUUAGCCUCAAAAUUUCAAACAUCAGCCUACUCGAUGAAAUUUCGCCAACUGAAUUUUUUGUUCAAGGCAUCCCAUGGAAUGUACGGGUUUGUAAAAAUGUCAGAAAAGGAGUAGAAAGCCUGGGCGUUUAUGUGCACUGCGUGAACACACAGAAUUCGCAAAAUUGCUCACAGCCGGCAAUCGUAACAUUCAAAUUGUUGUCAUUCAACAACAGCACAAAUCCGCUUGCAUAUCAGUGUGAGCCGUAUAUUUUUGAUAACACCGCUAUGGGCAUCGGCAAAUUAUCGUUUAUUCCAUGGAAUAUUUUGUUUGACAUCAACAAGUGUUAUGUAAAAGAUGAUACGAUUAAUUUGGAUGUGUGCAUUGAAGUCGAUGACCCAGACGAAGAGAACAAAAGCAAAUUAACUUUCGAAGAGGCUGAAAUAGACGGCGAGGGCGGCAGUAAGAAUACAUUUCGGUUUUUUGUCACCAAUAUUGACAAUUUAUUAGCUGUACAGUCAUCGAUAUUCGAUAUGCGAAAACUGUCCUGGGAAGUGACAGUUUACAAAAGUCGUUCGUCCACACUCAAUGUUCGCUUUGGAUCGAAAUCGUGUUAUAGAAAAAUUAAGUAUUUGGCGAAUGGAAACGUACGUAUCAAACUGAUAUCAUCGAAUGGCGAUGAAAAUUCGGUUGAAAAAAGGAAAGAUAAAUGCUUCAACAAUUUCCGCGAACUGCAUGACUUUGAGAUAGUUUCGUGGGAACAAUUGUUCAACCCACACAAUGGAUUCGUGAACAACAACUCGAUCGCAAUGGAAGUGAAAAUCAGAAGAAGCAAGUCAGAAGGUGGUAGAUAUGUGGAAUGUUUCCUCUGUUUGGCUUUUAUCGAUGAUCAAAAUGUCUCGUCUCCCGAACGUAGUCAUCAGCUUUGCCCGAUAUGCAUCAAACAAUACGGAUGCUUCUCCGAGUGAUUUGCUCUUCAACUUUUUGCAAUUGUGAGUUUCAUUUAGAUUCGGAUUACGUUCAAUUCACAAGUUAGGUUUUAUAUGUCAAUAUUUCUUGAAUUCAUAACACACAUCAGACAAAUCGAUGGAUGGAAAAAUAUUGAAUAUGAAGCGAAGGCGACUAUCAGUUGAUUGCGACCAGUGAUGCAGACAAAGCAAAACUAAAAAAUGACUAAUUUGUAAAAGUUUUUAAAUUAUACUGUUUGUUUUAUCCUUUUAAUUUUAGAAGUAAAGAUCAUAUUAUUUUUAUAAUUGUUUUCCGUAUAUUUCAAAGAUGUUGUGUGAAACCAAUUUGCCUUCGGGCAGGACGUGUAUGUUUCAAAUUGAAUCUAUCAAUGCAUGUAUGAAAACAUGAACGAAUAAAUAAAUGCAACAAAAUAAAAAAA
Molecule: messenger RNA, 4615 nt
Organism: Sitodiplosis mosellana (orange wheat blossom midge)
Lineage: Eukaryota; Metazoa; Arthropoda; Insecta; Diptera; Cecidomyiidae
Exons: 4
Coding region: 1313-2188 (291 amino acids)
Source: RefSeq, a predicted model, not a curated record